AUGCCCAGAGCUGCCGACCAGAUUCAAACUAGCCGCCUCAGUUCCGGACAGCUUUCCGCUCGCCUGCAGCGCUGUAUUACCGCUCGCAUUGACACUGAAGGCUGGCUGCUCUUCGCAUUUUGGUCUAGCCGCCUCUCAAGCAGCAUCUUGGACAAUAUCGGAAAGGCCGCAGUGGCCAUCAAGCCUGCUGUAUCAUCAUCCAAACACGACAGCCCACAUCCCCCUGACCUAAAGGAGCAAGCGCCCAAACGUGUCACCCUGCUCAAAGAGCGCUCCAAGGCCUCUACGGGUAUGAUCACUGAUGCCCGGUGUUUCAACCGUCUAUGGGGAACAAUCGAGAUAAUCCUAUCGCUUAAGAAACUCAUUGAAAUUGAUGAGUCUUUGGAUGAUGCGGAGGAAUCGAGUUCUAAAGAAACACAGUCUUUUGACCUUUUGGUGGAUUUUUGCCAAGCGGUUGCUUUGCUUGUAUAUCAUAUUUGCGACCAUGCCAUCUUCUUUUCCAGACAUAAAAUUAUCAAACUAUCCUCAGCCACAACGGCCAUUCUUACACGCUGGAGCUUGAGGUCCUUUGCCAUCAAUACAGUCAUGGCAGUGGUGCGUGUGGUCGCGCAGCGUGUGCGGUCACGGGGAGCGGUGGAUAAAAGUUGGAGGAAGAGCCUUGUGCGGACCUCGGCCAUCCUGAUUAUCGCUGUAAAUAAUGCUCUCCCCAAAGGCCCGCUAAACGAGCUGACUCUCUCAAUACUUGGCGUCCUUGGCUCUGGUAUCCUAGCCCAGGGUAUUUGGGAGAAGAAUGCUCUUGCGGUAAAAGCAUAG
Molecule: messenger RNA, 813 nt
Organism: Clonostachys solani
Lineage: Eukaryota; Fungi; Ascomycota; Sordariomycetes; Hypocreales; Bionectriaceae
Source: the annotation of a GenBank genome assembly